Messenger RNA from Diutina rugosa, 1239 nucleotides. It is a transcript of the gene ERD1, whose product is annotated as Erd1p. Bases 1 to 1239 code for a protein of 412 amino acids. The record is from RefSeq and is a predicted model, not a curated record. The transcript has a single exon. Lineage: Eukaryota; Fungi; Ascomycota; Pichiomycetes; Serinales; Debaryomycetaceae. Gene Ontology annotation, cellular component: cytoplasm; membrane.
AUGGAUGAAGACACACGACAGUUACUCUUCGAUGACAUAGUGCCCCUACCGUUUCGUAUUCUCUUUGUGGUACAAAUUGGAGUAUGGCUCUGGUACAUCCUCAACCGGGCGAUGACGUCAUCCUGGCACAUCAACGUCGCUGCCCUUCUCAAUUUGCUGUACACCACCAACAGCUACGGCCAGCCAGACCGACUGUCUCUGGCAGGAGAGUUUGCGCUGGCAGUGAUCCCUGCCUUUAAUGAAAACGUUCUGCUCCAACGGGGAAUUGCUAACAAUCUGGUAGCGAUCACUAUCUUCAAUGUGUUAGCGUGGAUCGCGUUUAAAGUGGGCGAAAUCAUGGUCCCUGGCCGUCAUUUAGGGGUUAUACCAGCAUUGGCGUUUGCCUAUACUAUGUACCGGUUAUUCUUUGGCCCCAAUCCAUCGCUGCCAGCCCACAAACAUCAUUUUGGCCAAGCUCGAGCCCACACCACCAUCAAGCGCGUUUUACGGGGAGGAAUCAACUCGGUAACAAUGAGAUCAAACGAUAUUUUGAUAAGCGAUUCGCUUAUAUCUUAUGCCAAAGUGCUCAAUGACGUGGGGCUCUACGUGUGGGGCUACUAUAUCCCUACUGAUACUCGAUACCCUGCCGGCCUUGAGCUGGCCAUCAUCGCGUACCCUACAUUCAUCCGUAUCCGUCAAUGUUGGUUUGAGUACCGGCUCACAGGUAGACCCCUGCAUUUAGCAAACUUGGUCAAGUACGCUCUGGGGCUCGUGCCGUUAGCUCUCAACUACGCGAUCAAGACGACGUUAACCACUAACCCCGAUAAUACCAAGUGGGCGUGGCACUUGACUAAAUGGUGGUACGCUGCCAGCGCCAUUAACUCCACCUAUUCCUUAUUUUGGGACUUUCGCAUGGAUUGGGGGUUGGACAUGUUUGAUCGUGUGCGGUACGGCCAUGGCAGCUGGCUUAGACCGACCACCACCUACCCGCUGUGGAUGUAUGCCAUUGGAUGUGUCAUUGACACCUUACUCAGAUUUGUGUGGGUCUUGCGUGCGUUUGCCAUCGAUAAUGCUCCCACCACUCUCUCGCAAAUGCUGAGAUUUCUCUUUGGCUACGACGCCUACCUGGCGGGGUACUUCGUCAUCGAGUUACUUGAAAUUGGCCGGCGGUGGAUGUGGUGUUUUUUCAAGCUCGAAAACGAUUGGGUCAAGUUGAGCACCGAGGACAGUUUGGAGAUGGGCGACAUCAAGGCAUCAUAG